Molecule: messenger RNA, 2121 nt
Organism: Cynara cardunculus var. scolymus (artichoke)
Lineage: Eukaryota; Viridiplantae; Streptophyta; Magnoliopsida; Asterales; Asteraceae
Product: protein SIEVE ELEMENT OCCLUSION B-like
Exons: 7
Coding region: 1-2121 (706 amino acids)
Biological process (GO): phloem development
Source: RefSeq, a predicted model, not a curated record
AUGGCAGCCACCCGAAACCGCCAUCUCCGAAGCGACCGCAACAUGUUCUCCGCCUCCGAUGACAACGCCAUGAUGAAACACAUUGUCGCCACCCAUUCUCCCGAUGGCACUCUUUUCAAUGUCCGACCACUUAUCCAAAUCAUCGAGGACAUCAUGCAGAGGGUCGAUCCGGUCGCCGCUGUUGACGCCACCGCCCACCUUCAUGAAAAUAUUCAAGCAGAAUUGGCUCCCAUGGCUGACACUGAAAUCUAUAAUGAUCUCAAUGAUAUGCUUGAAAUUAUGGCAAUCACAAUCAAUAAGGUUUCGUGCGAGAUUUCUUGCAAAUGUACGGGCGGAGGAGAUGCUCAUGCAACCACGACGGAGCUUUUUCAUCUACUUUCCAAUUACGGGUGGGAUGCAAAAGCUGCCAUUACUCUGGCAGCUUUUGCUAUGAAUUAUGGCGAGUUUUGGUUGGUGGCUCAGCUCUACACUGCUAACCCACUCGCCAAAUCAUUAGCCCACCUGAAGCAAUUGCCAGACAUAAUAGAGCAUGGUGAAGUUUUGAAGCCACGUUUUGAGGCGGUCACCACCCUGAUCAAGGCCAUGCUCGAUCUCACUCUUUGCAUCGUUAAGUUUAAGGAGCUCCCGAGUCAGUAUAUCAGCGUAGAUACGCCAGAACUAGCAACGGCCACUGCUCAUAUCCCGACUGCUGUUUAUUGGAUCAUCCGAAGCAUUGUGGCUUGCACAUCCAUACUUAUGAACCUCAUCGGAAUGGGACAUGAGCAUAUUACGACGACGACAGAAGCUUGGGAACUAUCAAGUUUGGCCCAUAAGAUCAGCAAUAUUCAUGAUCAUCUACGGCACAACUUGCAACUUUGCAAUCACUACAUUAACGAAAAGCAGCAAAUCGAAGCAUACGAAACGCUGCUUCGCGUCAUGGAUACUCCACAUCUCGAUAACAUCAAGCCUCUUAAGCAUUUGAUCUACUUGAAAGACGAUCAACUUCCACUCUACAAGAGCUCUACAAAGAGUCGGGUUAGCAUCGACGUAGUAAGGAAGAAGAUCGUGUUGCUCCUCAUCUCGGAUCUCGACAUAUCCCCAGAUGAGAUCUUGUUGCUUGACCAAAUGUACAAGGAGGUCGGGGUCGGUCCGGACCAAUUUGAGGUGGUGUGGCUGCCGGUCGUGCCGAAUCACAAGUCCUUACCGUGGACCGAAGUGAACCAAAAGAAGUUCGAGGUUCUGCAAAACAUGAUGCCCUGGUUUUCAGUGUUCCACCCCUCGUUACUUGAUCCAGCUGCCAUCAAGUACAUUAAGGAGGUGUGGCAUUUUAACCACAAGCCGUUGCUUGUGGUUAUGGAUCCUCAUGGGAAUAUAGUCAACCCGAACGCAAUGUAUAUGAUUUGGAUUUGGGGAAUCGUCGCUUUCCCAUUCACGAGAUUGAGGGAAGAAUCCCUUUGGCGAGACGAAGAUUGGAGGAUCGAAUUACUAGUCGAUUCCAUUGAGCCAAUGAUUCUCGAUUGGAUUCGUGACGAUAAGUACAUUUGUUUGUAUGGAGGUGACGACUUGGACUGGAUACGAAAGUUCACGAAAACCGCACGAUCGGUGGCGAAGGCUGCUGGAAUCCAGCUCGAGAUGCUAUACGUCGGAAAAAGCAACCCGAAAGACAAAGUUCGAAAGAUCAACGAUACCGUCCAACGAGAAAAACUUAGCGACGUGCUCCCGGAUCUGAAUCUCAUUUGGUAUUUCUGGGUCCGAUUAGAAAGCAUGUUGCACUCGAAAUUGCAGCACGGCAAGUCUUUCGAGGACGAUCCGAUUCUACGCGAGAUCAACGUGAUGCUCACAUACGACGGAAACGAUCAGGGAUGGGCGGUGAUUUGCCGCGGAUCAAAAGAAUGGAUGCGGAGGGCGAACGGUGAUACGGUGUUAACGAGCUUGACGAACCAUUCUGAAUGGGAGGAGGACGCCGGGAAACGAGGUUUUUUGCCGGCGUUGAAUGACCAUUUGGAGGCAAAUCGGUCGGAACACCAUUGUAACCGGCUGAUCUUGCCGGGAACCACCGGGAUGGUGCCGGAGAGAGUGGUUUGUGCUGAAUGUGGACGACCGAUGGAAAGAUUUAUAUUGUAUCGAUGUUGUACGGACUAA